GACUCGCUAAACCGGAGGAACAGAGCUUCAUCGAACCCAUCAUGGGGGACACAAAGCUCUGCCUUCUGCUGCUUCUAUGUGCCUAUGCCAUCGCCCAGGAAGACACCAGCACUACCGAGGAACAGUCUCCAACAUGCUUACUGGCAACAAGGUUUAAAAGCUUUAACAAAUAUGAGUACGAGUAUGAGGCUGAAAACCUGAAUGGAGUGAAUGGAGCAUCUGACCUCAAGAAUGGCCCCAAAGUUACCUGUAAGGUUGAGAUCGAGGUGCCUCAGACAUGCAGCUAUGUCGUGCACACCUCUGAGUGCACACUGAGCGAGGUGACGGACAUCGACUCAGAGGGGCUGCCUGUAUAUGGACCUGCUGCUGGAGCCGAUGCUUUCCGAGCUGCCAUGGCAAAGAACCCAUUGAAGUUGACUGUGGAGAGCGAAUCAAGGGUCAGCCUGUUCCCUGAAGAGGAUGAGCCCAUCAACAUCCUGAACAUCAAGAGAGGAAUCAUGUCUGCCCUCUUGGUACCUGUGUUAGAGGAGGAGAAAAUCAAAAACAUGGUCACUCUGCACGGUAUCUGCAAGACUGACUUUGCUGUCAACACCAGGGAGGACAUUGCCACCGAUGUCACUGUCACAAGAGAUCUGUCCCAUUGUGAUGGUUUCAGUCCCAAGAAAGACUUUACCAGCCCCCUGGCACUCAUCUCUGGCCUGCACAUUCCUCUCUCCAAACUGAUAAGCAGCACUCAGACCUGCAACUACAAAUUUGACAAUGAGAAGAAGCACAUGACUAAGGGAACCUGCACCGAGAAGCACAUCUUCCUGCCUUUCUCUUACCAAGGGGAGUAUGGAAUUUCAACCCUGGUUAAACAGACCUUGACCCUACGAGACUCAAGCAACAUCAACGACAGAGUCUUUGACUACAAUGAGGCUAACCGGAAGGCCCUGCAUAUGGAGGUUGUUGAAGAUAAGUCUCCUGCUCAAACUAAGGAUGUUAUUCUGGCCACUCUGAGGGAACUAAGCACCCUGUCUCAGACAAGCCAGGGUAACCGGCGGGCACACCUGUUCCAGAAGCUGGUGACUGAGAUCCGAGGGCUGAAGAGUGAAGCCCUGAGCCCAGCUGUCCCGGAGAUGGUAGAGGUGUCUGCCCCCCUUACUUGGCAGGCUUUGGCCCAGUGUGGAACACCCGAAUGCAGUAGUGCCAUCCUACAGAUCCUGCGCACGAUGGAUAAAACUGCUCCGGAGGUUGAUGCUGCCGUUUAUGCAAUGGGGCUCAUAUCCAACCCAAACAAUCAACUUGUCCAAGACAUGUUGGACAUGGCAAAAUACAAAAAGAGCAAGCCUAUUCUAUACACUCUGAGUAAGAUUGUUAAAAGAUUCUACCAGGCUGAGGGAAAAGUAACCCCUGAGAUCAUUGAUGUAGCUCAGUUCAUGGCUUCCUUACUCGGCAAUGAAUGCGCUGGUGACAAGGAACAAAUAUUCCUAGCCUUGAGGGUUGUUGGUAAUAUGGGAAAAGCUAUGGAGGCUGCGGAUCCUGAAUUGAAAUCCACUCUCCUCAAAUGCAUGAGACAACCUGCAACCACACUAUCUGUCCAGCAGGCUGCUAUCCAAGCCUUCAGACAGAUGACAGUCACUGGAGAGGUGCGUACUAACCUCCAGAAGGUAUUCCAGUAUGGUAAGGGUGCUGUGCAAAAGCGACUUGCUGCCUACCUGAUCUUGAUGAAGAACCCUGAGGUAUCUGACUUGGAAAUAGUGAAGAAAACCCUCAAACAGGAGCAGAAUAUGCAAAUCAAGAAUUUUGUUGCCUCCCACAUCUACAAUAUUGUCAACUCAAAGGAUGGUGAAACAGAAGAGUUAAGAAACAGGAUCAUUGAUGUUAUGCAGGAACAAACAAUUUCCACUCACUUUGAUUACAAGAAGUUCUCUCGCAACUAUAAGAUGGAUGCUUCUGUAUCAAUGCAAGACCCCCUGAAGGCCAGUGUGCAAGGGAAUAUGAUCUUUGACCCAACUGGCUACAUGCCAAAAGAGAUCAUGUUGGAGACUACUCUGAAGGCCUUUGGAUACAACCUAGACAUGUUGGAGGUUGGAAUGGAAGGAAAGGGGUUCGAGCCAACAAUUGAGGCUCUGUUUGGAGAGAAUGGCUUCUUCCCUGAUACCAUCUUAAAAGCCAUGUAUUGGGCUGAGGACAAGAUGCCAAGCAAAGUGAAGCAAGUUCUGAACAACUGGAUUGUUCCACAGGGGAAUAACAGACAGGUGCCAGAGAACAUCAUGAGGGAAAUUGCACGCAAUGCCAACAAGCUUGUGAAUGAGCUGCAGUCACAGGAUUCCCCAGAGGCUACAGCCUAUUUGAGGAUCAUGGGAGAUGAGCUUGGAUAUAUGAAGGCCAGUGAUCUGAAAAGCCUGGCCCAGUCUGGGGCCGUAUAUGCUGAGAUGCUCUCCAGGAUGAUGCCAGCUAAGUUCUUGAAAUCCCUGGUGUCUAGUACAGACAAUGAGUUCUUUGUCCACUACAUCUUCAUGGACAAUGAAUUUUCACUGCCUACUUCCUCUGGCUUGCCUAUGAAAGUUUCGGUAUCUGGCACUGCAGCCCCUGGAGCCAAAGGAGGGGUGCGCCUCUCACCCAACAUGCAUGAAUUAUCUUUCAUGCCUUCCAUUGGAGUGGAAUUUGUGACAAAGAUGGGAGUAAGUUUCCCUGAGUUUGUAGCCUCUGGCAUUGAGAUGCACACAAGUAUCAUCCAUGAGAGUGCCCUCAAUGCCAAGGUAAACAUGGGGGGCAACCAGAUCAAGCUUUCUAUCCCUGCUCCUCAGGAUAACACCCAACUCCUUGGUAUCAGCAACAAGCUGUUCUCUGUAACCGCUGGUCAGACUAAGAUGGUGCCUACAAUGGCAGAGGGCAGAACUGACACUGUGAAAUGUGGCCCACUCUUCACUGGUUUACAGUUCUGUACCACUCAACAUUACUCUGACGCAUCCUCCACUGAUUCUGCUCCCUACUUCCCUCUAACUGGAGAGUCCGAAUUUGCUGUGGACAUCCAACCCACUGGGGAUGUAUAUGAAUACACGGCCACUAUCGCCUACGAACUCCUCAAUGAGGGAGAUAUAGAUGGAUUGCAGAAAGUGGAUGCUCUGACGAUGACUCUGAAGGCAGAGGGCAAUACACCUACUGAGGCUGUGGGCACUAUUAAGUACAAUAGGAAUAUGAAUAUGCUCACCACUGACAUCCAGAUCCCUGAUUAUGAUGUGGAAGCUGGAAUCAGAUUUGGUGUCUCUGAGAGCAGUAGUAAAGAGAAGCAGAUCACCUUUGACAUCACCAACAAGAAAAUCCCCCAGCUGUCUCUUGUUUGCCGUGCCAAACUUGAGGCUAUGGCAGAUGGCAUGCUUCAGUUCCAACUGACAAUCCCCACACUCACGACUGAUGCCACUGUCACUGCAACUCUGCAAAGUGCUGAAGGGUUGACUCUGGGGCUUGAAAGUGUCAUCAAAAUUCCUGAGACGUCCUCCCAACAGAAAAUCAUAUUCACAUAUGAUGAAAACAAGGUUGAGGUUAAAUUCAAGUCAGACAUGAGCUCCGACAUCCAGAAGCUUUUCCCAUAUGCAGAAGACUACCACAAGCUGCUUCAGCAGUUCAUUGAUGACAUCCUGGACCAAAAGGUGGCUAAGACUGACAUGAACAUUCGCCACAUCUUCUCCAAAUCCAUCGAGGCAGGCAACAUCUGGUUGGACAAAAUUGCUGAUGAUAUCCCCUAUGUUGAGAACCUGAGAGGCAUCCCAGGCAUCGUUCUACCUUCUGUGCCGGAGAACCUGUUCUUGAAAUCAGAGACCAUGUUCCGGUACCAGUUUAACAAGGAUCGCAUCUCCAUUACCCUCCGUCUACCUCUGGGUGGUCAGUCCUCCACAGACCUUAACUUCCCUACCACCGUGACCACCCCUCGCUUGUCUAUGCCGAAGUUUGGCCUGGAAAUUCCUUCCAAAGAGAUCAGCAUCCCCAGUUUCUCCAUACCCCCCAGCUAUGAGCUCCAACUGCCUCUCAUUGGAAUGGCUGAAGUGUCAACCAAGCUGAAUAGUAACUUCUACAGCUGGGAAGGGAAAGUCUCUGGUGGCAACAAUACAUUGGACACCCCCAGCUAUAUUGCUAUGUACCAGGUCAUGGCUGACUCCCCCUUGGAUCUCCUCUCUUAUAGGACAGAAGGAACUGUACUGAUCACUGAUACCACUGAAACUUUGACGACCCUUUUUAAUGCUUCACUGAACCACAAGUUUGUUGAGGCAAGCUUCAGUUUGAAGGAGUCAAUGACCAUAACAGACAGAAUGAGGGCAGUAGGUACCUACAAGGUUGAAGCCUCCAGUCCUCUGGGUUUUUCAUCAUCCAUGUACCUGACAACCCAGAUGUCCUCUACUGAUGAAGAAAUAGCAGGAGAUGCUAGCUUGGAUGGAGCUAUCAAAUUGGGUAGCCUGUCUUCCAGCACCUCAUACACCCAGGCAUAUAUCAUGAACCUAAGUCAGAGAAAGGCAACAGGAGAGUCGACAUUGAGAGUGGACACUCCUUUGGGAGCAAUCGUCAAUAAGAUUAAGGGGACCUAUGCUAAUGAAGAGCUGACCAUUGACUCAAACACGAAGAUGGAAAAUGAACGUCUGAAGCAUGUGACAAAGGUUGAAAUCAGCUACAAGGAUUCCAAAGUCUCCCUGAAGUCUGACAUUGAGUUAAAUGCAAUUAGUACAACACUCCGUCACCAAGUUGCAUUCACUGCCUCUCCAGAAAGUGCUAGCUUCAGAGUAGAGUCCCUGGCUGAUAAUUCUCCAAACCGUGCCUCCUGUCUUCUUUCUGGCUCACUGAAUGCCUAUAGCCUUGAGAUCAACACUGAUGCCUCCAUCAACUUUAAAGACAACCAAGGCUCACACAAAGCUACUGUGAUGAUCAACAGUGGUGGCCUAUCUACUAGUGGCACAACUAAGCUGCAAUUCAGUCCACUAACAUUUGAGAAUGUCUUCAAUGGGGGAGUCGAUGGCUCUGGAGCUACUAUGUCUCUGAAUUCCAAAGGAAAUGUUCUGCAGCACAGUGCUGAUCUCAGUGUAGACGGGAAAAUCGGAGGCUCUUACCUGAACCUGAAUAGUGCACUCAAGGGCAUCAUCUUUGAUGCCGACUCUAGGAACACAAUGAAAUUCAAAGUAGACCAGGAGGGUCUUACUUUCUCCAACAAUCUGAUUGGCUCGCUACGUGAGAUGAAAACAGAAAACCAAAUAGAUUUUGGCCUCACUUUCUGGGCCCUGGCCUUCAAAUCCAAGACUGAAAAUUUAAUUAGUGACAGCACUUCCUACAAGCAUGAUAUAGCAGUUGACCUGAUGCCCUUCUUCACUUCUAUGAAGGUGAACAAUGAUCUUAAAAUACUGGAUGUUCAUUUAACAAAUGACGGCCUGUUCAAGCUUGAGCCAUAUAAGAUGGACCUGACUGGCAAUCUGAAGGGAGCCUUUAGAGAAGAACAGAUCAAACAUGUGUAUGAAAUAAUCUAUGCUGAUCAGGAAGUUAAAGUUAAGUGUAUCACCACUGGCCAAAUCAUAGGAACUCAGAUAGCCCACAACACAGACCUGGAGAUCUCUGGACUCUCCUCAAAACUGAAAAGUGAAAGUACUCUCAACUCCAAAUCCCUCCGCCUAAAUAGUUUGUUUGAAAUAGCUGCUGCUCCAUUCGACCUCAGUAUUGAUGGUAUGCUAAACUCUGAUGGUGAUGUGGAGCUGUAUGGAAAACACACUGGUCACUUGUACAGCAAGGUCCUUUUGAAAGCAGAACCACAGUCUAUUACUUACACACAUGACUGCAGAGGAUCCACCACCCACAAUCUGGACACUGGUGCUUCAACUGAGACUAGCUUUGCCAGUAAAAUGGAUGGUGUAAUGAAUCUUCAGGAACAGAAGGCAGAAUGGGAAGUGGAAUCUAAACUGAACAAGCAUGAAUAUAAGCACAAAAUCAACACUUACAAUAACCUUACCAUAAUCGGUACUGAGCUCUCUGGAACAAUUAUGACAGACCUUCUAAACAGACCUGCAAGAGAGAAUCAAGAAUUUGCUAUCUCUGGUUUCCUUAAAUAUGACAAGAACAGUGAGGGCCACAUUAUCAACUUGCCUUUCAUUGAGAACAUUCCUGCCAUUUUUGAGCAGCUAAAAACAACCCUUGUCAAUCUGAAGGACAGCAGCAUUGACUGGUUGCAGGACUUGGAUGUUAAAUAUAAAAUUAGUGCUAGUAUUCAAGAGAAAGCAAGUGAACUGAAAGUGGUCAUUCAAAGUUUUGACAUCAUGUUGUUUACAGAAGAUCUGAAGAAUUUUAUCUCUACCAUGCCACUACAAAUUCCUACUGAAAAAAUCAUUAGUUUAGUUCACUCCCUAAAAGAGAUACUCAUGGAGGGCAUAGAAGAACUUGGAAUUUCAGGAAAGAUGAAAGCUGUUCAUAUCAAAUUAAAAGAGCUACUUGAGAAGUAUGAGAUUGAAAAGAUUGUUGAGGCUACCAUGGAGGGAGCUUCACGAUGUAUUAAGGAAUACCAAAUAACUGAAAAAAUUGACUCAGUAAUUGAUGUUCUGAAAUCCAUUGACUUUGAAGGCAAGUUUGAAAAGGCUAAGCAUGAGCUGAAUGAGGUGACCAACCAACUGAAAGCAAUUGACUUCAAGGGAAUGAUUAAUGAUUUUGACACAUUUCUUAACAGGAUUAUAAGGAACAUUGAGUCAUUUGAUUACCAAACAUUUUUGGAUGAUCUGAGGCAGAUAAUGAAGGUCCCUGCUUUUGGAAAGCUCAGUGGUCAGUUAGGAGUCCUCUCUCCCUCAUACAAGCUCACAACAAAGGCAGAGCUCCAUAACACUACAACUAACCCAGUGACACCGCAAGUCACAGCUUGCUUCAGUUCUGAGGCUAAAGCUGAUAUUGACCUUCUUGCCCAUUCUCUGGUGGCUAAUGUCCUCCUUGCCGCCCCUAAAAUGGACCGUCUUUUCAUCAAUGAAAACCUGAAGGUUACCCACAUGGCUUUCACAGUUGAGCACCAGAGUUCAGCAACCCUAUUUAGUAAAUCAGUUUCAGCCUCAGCCAGGACCAUUGCUAAGGCCACUACUGAGCCUUAUACUGCAGAACUCACUAACAGUGCAUCACUUAUUUUGGAAAAUGGCAUUUUUGCAUCUCUGGACAAUAAGUAUAACCACAAUCUGAACAUGCCACUUGUUGACAUCUCCAGUCAAGCCUCAGCAACCCACAAAUCUACUAUGAAACUUGACUCUAGUGCAAUCUCUGUUACCAGUCAAAACACAGGUAAUGGAAAGUGGUCCUUCCUCGACUACUCUGAUGAAGGCACCCACAAGAGCAACCUGGAGUUCACCAUUGAUAUCAAUACUGCCAAUCUAAAUUUUACAAGUAACACAGACAGUGAGUUCUUAAAAAUGACACAGAGUGUGAAUGCUGAAUCUGCCAUGCUCAGCUAUGUUACUGUUAAUGCCCGUGCUGAAACUAAGACGCCUUUCAUCAAGAGCAGUGUCAUUGUACUAAAUGGAAAGGUUCUGGUGAAGGACCUGAAAAUGGAACUCAUUGCUUCCCAUCAUACUGAACUAGUUGGCAGAAUUGAAGGAACCUUGUCCAACACCAUCAACUUUUUGGCCCAGCCCUUUGAGCUUGUUCUUGACUGCAAAAACAAGGCAAAUGGCAAGAUAAUACUGCCAUUGAAAUUAAGUGGAAAGAUCAACCUUCUUAAUGAUUACAAAGUGGCCUUGGACUCUGAAGGUCAGGAAAUCAGCUGGGUGACUCAGGCAAGAUUCAACCAGUACAAGUAUUCGAACCGCUUUACAAUGGAUAACAAGAUAAAUGCCAUUGCCCUCCACAUAGCAAUGGGUGGUGAAGCUAAUCUUGACGUGCUUAAUAUUCCAAUCACCAUACCUGAGAUGACUGUGCCAUUAAUCAAUAUGAAAAUUUCAUCUGUAGAAGAAUUCUCCCUUUGGGAAGACACUGGCUUGAAAAGCCUCCUGGCUACCACGCAGCAGUCAUUUGAUCUAAAUUUAAAACUUCAGUAUCAGAAGAACCCUGAAAUGUACAAUAUUGACAUUAACAUGGAGCCAGUCUACAAAGCCAUUGAAGUGGGUGCAAUGAUUAUGAAUCAAAACUUUAUUCUUGGAAGAGACAUUGCAGUUGCCCUGGUCACUACCUCAUAUAACCAAGCGAAAGAACAGUAUGACAAAUUCCAGAUUGAUACUUCCAACUCAUUGCAAAGGAGCUUCACAAUUCCUGGAUAUACUGUUCCCAUUUUGAACAUUGAUGUUGCUCCUUUCACAGCUGAGUUGCCUGCAUUGAGCUUUGUAAUGCCAAAAGAGAUCCACACACCCAGCUACAAAUUGCCAAUAGUAGGUUUUGUGGUUCCAUCGUACAUCCUUGUACUUCCUGUAAUUCAGCUUCCAGUCAUCCACGUGCCUGAAACACUGAGCCAACUGACCCUGCCCAGUCUCACUCUGCCAACAAUGCGAAAGAGAAUCGUGAUCCCUGCCAUGGGCAAUAUGACCUAUGAAUUAUCUUUCAAAUCUGCAGUGUUCACUCUGAAUUCCAACGCUGGCAUUUACAAUCAAAAUGACAUUGUGGCUAAGUUUGGAGUUACUUCAUCCUCUGUCUUUGAAAUUCUCAAAAGCAAGCUUGAAGGGACAUCCACCCUAACAAAGAAGAGAGGUUUGAAACUGGCUACUACUAUGUCCCUGGAGCACACAUAUAUUCAGGGCACCCAUGAAAGCACCAUCGCCCUCAACCGGAAGGGCAUGGAAACCUCAAUGGCAAAUAUUGGCAAGAUCAUGCUGGCCACUGAGACCAUAGAAUUUGAUCAGAAAUUAAUUGGAAAUUCCAAGGAUGGGAUCUCAGCUUCAGUCUCCUCUCCAUCCACUGGAUUCCUUGGAUUCCAGCUGCAGAAGAAGACCCAGUCACAGGUGCAUGGAAGGCUGUUUGGGCGCUACUUGUCUGUACCUGAGAAUGAUGUGGAGAUACUCAGUGUGAAAGCAUCACUCAAGCAUCCAGGAAAGCUGCAUUUACAGACCAUCUGGAACUCAGAGGUUCCCUAUGAGAUGCUAUUGGGGUUGAAAGAGAGGGUUCCUGAUAUUACUUCUACCCUAAACCUAAAAGAUACUGUCUCAAACACUAUUGAGAAAGUAUAUAGUGAGAUCCCCAGAACUGUAAACACCCUGCAGAGUGGAAUUGAGCAGAUCAAGGACCAGGGCAAGAUAAUGUACCAAAGAGCUUCUGAAAGCUUUGCAGACACAAACCUGCAGCAAUUUAGCAGAGAUCUUUCACACUAUGUCAAGUCCAUCUUAAGCCAGUACCAGAACAACAUAAAAGUAAUUAUGGAUGCUAUAAUACAGUUCCUGAAGGAGACCCAAUUCCAGCUGCCUGGAAUUGCAGAGAAGCUGACAGGGUUUGAGAUCUACCAGAAGGUUAGCCAAUUUGUAACCAUGGUGAUUGAAGAUGCCAUACGGGAAGUCCCAAAAUCUGUUGCCUUAAACACUAAUUCCUUCAUUAAAUUAGUUGAGGACACUGUGGUUACACUGCCAGGUUCCAACCACUUAAUUAUCGGGAAGGACAUUGUAGAUGACCUGAAAAAUAUAAUGGAAAAUGCACAGGCCCGAGUUAUCACAAUGGUGUGGGAACUUCAGGCUGUCAGUCUGGAGGACAUGCUGGAGAGCCUGAAGGAUUUUCUUCUUUACACUGCAAACAUAGCUGAUGAUUUCAUCACCUCCCUGAUGUCACCAAAUCUGGACAAUCUCUCAGCCUGGGUCAACACCAUCUAUUCUGAUGCUGUGAACUCUAAAGUCCUGAGUGACAUAUUUAUACAGCUGAAGGGGGCCGGGGCAAUUGCUGAAGAAAAGCUAGCCUUCGCUAAAACUAAACUCCAAGAGGUCUACUCCUAUAUGACCAUGGAGAAGCUGAAUGCCAUCCUUCAAUCCUGGAUUGAUGCGCUUGUCAAACACCUCAACUCACUAAGCGAUGAAAUCACUGAGCUUCUGAAGCAGAUUUCCGAUGUGCAGCCCUACAUGAGCGUGAGUGAUAAAAAAAUGGACAUUGAUAUUCCUCUUCCCUUUGCUUGGAACCCCUCCAAAACUGCGCCCAAGGAAGACACACAAUGAGUUUUUAUAAACACUACCAUUUGAGUGGAAAGGGUUGCUUAUCAAAAUAAAAACCAGCUAAGUUGCAAUGUGAACUCUUUAUUUUCUCCUAAAAAUUUUCAGCCUGUAUUUAAAACAGUUAUACCCACCUGCGUCUAGUUAAAGCUACCCCAUUGUUCUUUGUUGUGUAAAUGACUAAUUAUCUUUAUUAUCAAGUUAAAAAAAGCAAUUUGCAAUCUUUAUUGUUCCAUUUAUAUAUGUACCAUUUGAAGAGCCAAUGAAGGGUUAUGAAUAAAGACCAGCUGCACUGCAGAA
Conger conger (European conger) is the source of this 10400-nucleotide messenger RNA. Its product is annotated as apolipoprotein B-100-like. The record is from RefSeq and is a predicted model, not a curated record. Bases 42 to 10106 code for a protein of 3354 amino acids. NCBI's taxonomy places the organism in Eukaryota, Metazoa, Chordata, Actinopteri, Anguilliformes, Congridae. The transcript is spliced from 26 exons. Gene Ontology annotation, cellular component: very-low-density lipoprotein particle; mature chylomicron; low-density lipoprotein particle. Gene Ontology annotation, molecular function: low-density lipoprotein particle receptor binding; cholesterol transfer activity. Gene Ontology annotation, biological process: lipoprotein transport; cholesterol transport; triglyceride mobilization.